Messenger RNA from Phytophthora sojae, 2559 nucleotides. RefSeq lists its product as hypothetical. The coding region runs from base 1 to 2559 and encodes 852 amino acids. The record is from RefSeq and is a predicted model, not a curated record. Lineage: Eukaryota; Oomycota; Peronosporomycetes; Peronosporales; Peronosporaceae. Gene Ontology annotation, molecular function: RNA binding; ATP binding; RNA helicase activity. Gene Ontology annotation, cellular component: nucleus. The transcript has 2 exons.
AUGGCGGGCGACGAUCUGCUCAAGAAAGGCAAGAAGAAGGGCGCGUCCGGCGGCGCCGAUGGCGGCACGACCCACGGCAAGAGCAGCGGCAAAGGCGCGGGCGUGGGCGGCUUCCAGCACCUGGGGCUGAGCCCGCCCGUGUUCCGCGGCGUCAUGGCCAUGGGCUACAAGGUGCCCACGCCCAUCCAGCGGAAGUCGCUGCCCAUCGUGCUGUCAGGCAAGGACUGCGUGGCCAUGGCGCGUACAGGUUCCGGUAAGACGGCCGCCUUCCUCAUCCCCAUGCUUGAGAAGCUCAAGGAGCACUCGACCAAGAUCGGCGUGCGCGCCGUGGUGCUGUCCCCAACGCGCGAGCUGGCGGUGCAGACGCUGCGCUUCGCCAAGCAGCUGUCCAAGUUCACGUCGCUCAAGAUGGCGCUGAUCGUCGGUGGCGAGGGCAUGGACCAGCAGUUCGAGGCCAUUGCAGCCAACCCGGACGUGCUGGUGGCCACGCCCGGCCGUCUGAUGCACCACCUGCAGGAGAUCCCGGACUUUAACUUGAAGGCGGUGGAGUACGUGGUCUUCGAUGAGGCCGACCGCAUUUUCGAGAUGGGAUUCGCUGAGCAGUUGCAGGAGAUUCUGAAGAACAUGCCCACCAGUCGACAGACGCUGCUGUUCUCGGCCACGCUGCCGAAGGCGCUGGUGCAGUUUGCGCGUGCCGGUCUGAGCGACCCGGAGCUCAUUCGUCUGGAUGUGGAGAACAAGAUCUCGGAGAACUUGAAGAUGGCGUUCUUCACGGUCAGGUCGCUGGACAAGCCCGCGCUGUUCCUGUACAUGGUGCGCGAGUUCUUGCCCAAGGGGGAGCAGACGAUUGUGUUCGCGGCUACGCGUCACCACGUGGAGUUUUUGCAUGCGCUGCUGGCGGCGAACCACAUUGAGGCCUCGUGCGCCUACGGUGACAUGGACCAAGCCUCGCGUAAGAUCAACCUGGGCAAGUUCCGUGCCAAGAAGACCAGCUUGCUGAUUGUAACGGAUGUGGCUGCCCGUGGUAUCGAUAUUCCGCUGCUGAACAACGUUCUGAAUUACUCGUUCCCGCCGACAGCCAAGCUGUUCGUGCAUCGUGUCGGUCGUGCUGCCCGUGCCGGCCGUAGCGGUACGGCUUUCAGCUUUGUAGACCCGGAUGAGUCCCCCUUCAUGGUGGACUUGCACCUCUACAUUGGCCGCCGCCUUGAGGACUCCUCGCCGGAGCUUACCGACACGAAGCCGUACUCUCUGAGCGAGAUGCGCGUUGAGGACGUGCACUACGGCGCUUUCCCGAAUGAGUUGAUUGAUCAGGAGAACGAGGCUAUUCAGGAAUUGAUGCGCAGCCACCCGCAAGUGUCGCCGCUGGUGAAGGUGUGUGACAACGCUUACAAGGCGUACGCGCGCACUCGCGCUGACCCGUCGAAGCUGUCCAUCCGUCGUGGUAAGGAGCUUGCCGUGAAGAAAAUGCACCCGCUUUUCCAGAAGGAGUACGUGCUGGAGAAGUCCAAGGCCGACAAGGCUGCGUACAUUGAUUCGCUACAGACUUUCCGUCCUCCUCAGACGAUUUUCGAGAUUGCUGCGGGCGCCCACUCGUCAGCGAAGCGUUCGUCGCCUGGUGUGCAGAUGAUGGUCAAGAAGCGCAAGUUGCACGGCAAGAUUAUCGCGACGGAGACGACGAAGGCUGCAGACAAGGUCAAGGCCAAGGAGGAGGCAGCUGCUCUUAAUGCUGCAGCGGAUGAGGAGGAAGCUACCGGUGCUACGUUCUUCUUGUCCAAACACGAGCGUAAGCAGCUCAAGAAGCGUGUUGCUGCUGGCGAAAAGGAGGAAGACGUGAUGAAGGAGUUGGCAGCUACCAAGGAGCAGGGAGCGAGCACCACUGACAGCAAGGACCAGGACGAUGAUGAAGGUGCCUCGACGUUUAAGGACGACGAGAACUACAUCGGCUACAUGAAGGACGGAGACUACACGACUGAGGGUUUCCUGGCCAAGAACGCGGACGGUGGCAAGGUGAACGCGUUCGCCGAGGCACGUCUAGAGGAGGCCAUCCUGGAUGUGAACCCGGACGAGGCCAUCGAGAUGAACAAGAAGCGACGCAUUCUGCACUGGGAUGUUCGCAAGAAGAAGUUCGUCAAGACUACUGCUGGAGAGCUCACGAGCCAGGGCACGCUCAAGCGCCGCAACGAGAGCGGAGUCAGCGUCCGCAAGAAACAGCAAGUGGGUGAGGUGUACCGCAAGUGGCAGCAGAAGCAGCACAAGCGCGUGGCCGGCGGCGGUGUGGAAAUGGAGGACAACGACGAUGCUGGCGGUCGCAAGCUGGACUACCGCAAUGGCAGGAAGCCGCGCGGUGGCGCUGCCAUGGCCAAGCGUAGCAGCGUGAACAAGUUCGCCAAGGACGAGCUCAUGAGCGAGGGCAAGAUCCGCAAGGAGGAGAAGCGCAAGGCGCGCUCGCGUGGUGUCAAGGUGACCUCGGGCGUCAAGUCAAAGCGCGGCAAGGGCAACAUCAAGGGCAAGAGCCACGGCGCUCCUACCCGAAGCAAAUCCAUUAUCAAGAAGCGGUAA